Molecule: messenger RNA, 1089 nt
Organism: Caenorhabditis elegans
Lineage: Eukaryota; Metazoa; Nematoda; Chromadorea; Rhabditida; Rhabditidae
Gene: str-263
Product: Serpentine receptor class r-10
Exons: 5
Coding region: 1-993 (330 amino acids)
Biological process (GO): detection of chemical stimulus involved in sensory perception of smell
Cellular component (GO): ciliary membrane
Source: RefSeq, marked reviewed
AUGCCGGCACGUGUGAUUUUUCAGCGAUUUUUGGCCUCCUUAGGAUUGCUGAACAACGCCAUCCUUAUUAUUUUAAUUUGGAAAAAAUCGCCAAAGAAAUUAGGGAACUACAAAAUUCUCAUGAUAUACAUUGCAGUUUUUGAGAUUCUUUAUUCUUUACUGGACUUAUUGACCACUCCAGAAUGUUUUAGUAAAGAUUCUGUGUUCUUGAUUAUUAUCAAUUUGAAUUCUACUUUUGUUCCCGAAUUUGUCGCUACUUGUGCAACUGUUGCAUAUUGCUCUUUAUUCGGUAUGUCGUUGGCAAUUUUCGCAAUCCAUUUUGUCUACAGACAUCUAGUUGUGGAAAAAAGUCCUUUAAUUUUUCAAAACCACGUGAGAAAGAUACUAUUAUUGAUAUUAUUUACAAUACUAAUUGGAUGCUCUUGGACAACUUCAACUGCAUAUUUAUGUGGUUCGAACAUUUAUGCAGAUGAAUAUUUGACACGUCAAUAUUUGCCACUCAAAAAUUUGAAUCUACCUGAUAUCAAAUAUAUAGGCUCUUUUUUUCGUUUUCCUGAUGAAAAUGGAGGAUUUCAUUAUAAUUGGAAUUCAUUUAUUGCUCUGUCAUUUAUGUUAAUACUCAUUAAUCUCAGUUUCUUGACGGUAUUCUACUGUGGCUACCGUAUCUACAAAACAAUUAACACCCUGUCAUCAAUCUCUUCUUCUGCCGAAUCGUCACUCAACUCCCAGCUGUUUUGGGCUUUAGUAUUCCAGACAAUAAUUCCAGUAAUCCUGAUGCAUAUUCCUGCCUGCGCUGCAUUUUCUUUCUCAAUUUUUGACUAUUCCUUCGAGUUGCUUGGAGAAAUACCUACAGUGACUAUUUUAUUGUAUCCGGUUUUGGAUCCACUCCCCAACUUUUGUAUUAUUAAAAACUACAGGCAGGCAAUUUUGGGAUUUUUCCGAUGCUUCAAACCGCGAGCCGGUUCGGUACAACCACAUACUCGGACAGUUUAAAUCCUCCUGCUUGUGGUACAAUUUAUUGAACCUGACGGAUAGGAAGAAUAACAUUAUACGUAAACUAGAAAGUUACGAAUAUAUUUUUGUUAGAAC